Molecule: messenger RNA, 3095 nt
Organism: Desarmillaria tabescens
Lineage: Eukaryota; Fungi; Basidiomycota; Agaricomycetes; Agaricales; Physalacriaceae
Product: Rgp1-domain-containing protein
Exons: 6
Coding region: 257-2905 (882 amino acids)
Biological process (GO): retrograde transport, endosome to Golgi
Cellular component (GO): Golgi membrane; Ric1-Rgp1 guanyl-nucleotide exchange factor complex
Source: RefSeq, a predicted model, not a curated record
CCGGUUGAUCCCGGUCCGGGUUUGUUUGGAGCGGACAGGCCUGGUCAACUAACUGUACAGCUUGCCUCCCGAAUUGCAAGUCUUCGGCUUGCAACGCCUGUUAGCGUCCUCUUCCUUCCGGACACCACCAUUGAACACCGCACUUACAAGGCACACCUAUUUUAUGGCCAAGGACAUGCUGGGCUGAAAUGCAUUUGCUGGUAUACGUGGCACUAUUACUAGACAGGAAAUAUCUUCUAUCGUGGUAUUACCAGAUAUGACAACGUCAUCCAACGAGCUCGACGCGGCCUUGCGAAUCACCGUUACACCUUCUCAAUCAUCGUAUUUCGCUGGAGAGCCGUUCGCGGUCACGAUAACCUUCACCAAUACGCACUCUCCUGAGGCACCAGUGCAGCCCAGAUCAGCUUCUCAUACACACAAGAGAGGAGCCCAUUCAAUAAGCUCUGCACCCAUUUCUCGACCACCGACAUCGCCUGGUACCCGUACACCAAACCCAUUCGUUCCUAAACGGACACGCAGGGGAGAUGUCCUUCCUUCGAGAAAAGGUCUCAUUGGACAGAACAUUGGUCCUCGUGGAUCUGAUACACUCCCGGACUUGAUCGAGCAACGGCGAAAACGAUUGCUCGCAAAGUCAUUGUCUGUUGCCAUCGCUCCCCACGAACUUGAAGACGAACUUGCCGACAUUCCCAGAUCCGCAUCAUUUCUCCAGCGUGGAUUCGAUGAAGGGUCUUAUAUAAAUCCUACGACUCCGAACGUUUCCUCACCUCUUUCGCGGUCAGAUACACUUCCCCUUGCUGCGAACCAUCCCCAUGCACGGAAAGAUUCGUUGCUUGAUGGGCAAUUGUCUCUUCGUGAAAUGACGUCUCCGACAAGCAUGUCUUCUCCGUACACACCAACUUCUUCCACAUCAACAUUUUCCCUGGUCCUUGAUCCAAUAAUAGAAUCAACGAGCACGCCUUACCCUCCCGUACCGUCCGUUUCGUCCCCACGAAUAGAAACGUCGUCUUCACAUUUCCCUUCAAAUGCCGUCCACGCGUAUCCAUCGUCCUACCGUCCCUCGCGACGUCCCGCCCAAAUAGGACUGGGUCAGCCUCCACCGGACAGUAGACUCCGUAUUCCGCCCCGAACUGCAUUUUCAUCCACCUUUCCACAGACGAACACCGAAUUAAUACUUUAUUCAUAUGUCCAGCUGACGGGUUCACUGAUAAUCACAACGACACCUACCUCGUUGGAGCAAACACAGACCCUCAAUUCCUUACGAUCCUCUCUUCUUAGGCGCCCUGUCGUUGGCGGAGGAAGUAUGGACAUUACUUCUUCACAAAACUUACGUCCCCGUAGCCGGCGCUCGCAUAGUCGCUCAUCGUCUAUAUCUUCAGGGAUACUUUCUCUCCUUUCUCCUUCUCUGUCGGCCCCUCACUUUCCCUCGACUCCAGGCUCAUCUGGAAGUCCACACGUACGGACACCUUCAACCUCCUCGUCAUUUUCCCCUUCUUCGUCAUGGAUGGGAUUCGGUCCGAUCGAAGACAUCGAUCCUGAUGCACCCCUCCCCAUCAUUGAAAUACAACCUGUGAUGUUAGCUGUGGACCUGUCCUUGUUGCCCGGCGAAUCAAGAACCUAUACGUACACUGUUUCACUACCUUCCAACUUACCGCCGACAUUCCGAGGUCGGUCAUUCAAAUUCUCAUACGAGCUAGCGGUAGGUACAUGCCGCGCGGGAAGCACGAGUUCAAACAGUAUUAGUCGGGUAAUGAAAGUGCCGAUCAGGAUGUACAACAACGUUCAGGUUGGUCGUACGCCGCGUCCAUAUGACCUAUUGUGGCCAGUUAAGUCUCGGGUGGAUAUCAGGGGAUCUGUCGUGGAAGACACGCAACAGCAGAAAAAGGUGAGGACAGGUACAGGAUCCCUUGAAGAAGUCAAGAGCUAUGCGCGACAUCUCCUGCUAUCAAUACCUGACCAAAAUACCAACGGCGCCAGAAUCAAGAUCCCCCCUGAAACAGUUGGCGAAGGGAGAGAAUGGCGUCGGCACUAUUCACAUUCAGAGGAGGACUCGGGAGGGCUAACAGGGUGCAGAGAAGCUGUGGAAAUCUUAACGCGAAUUCCAAAGAAAGCCUCUUACGAUGUCACCAAAGACAGCGUUAAGGUUGCUGUUCUCACGUUUACGAAGUCUGCUUACCGAUUGGGGGAAACUAUCCAGGGCGUUGUCGAGUUGAAUGAACGGACAAGCCGAUCAAGAGUCCUACAGAUGUCUGCGAUGCUUGAAACACAGGAACACCUUCCUUCGUCGAUAUCUAGUCCGUCCAAUUCCAGACACUUGCGGCGGGUUCACGCUGAACACCAUUCCUCCUUCACUCUGUCCACAUUACGCACCACUUUCUCCCUUGACAUACCAUCUGAUGGCAGCCCGGCUUUCCAAAUAUCCAUUGGAGACGAUUCUUCCACCAAGCCAGGCGGGUUAGAGUGGAAAGUUCGGUUAUGCUUAUUGGUUUCAAUUGCCGCAGAGUCGUCGCACGCGGGUACCGAGGGUGUGAGGAUGAAGAGUCUUGUUCGGGAUGGGCCUGAAGGUGAAUGGGGUGCCUCAUGGUGGGCUACAAAAAGCAUUGCGCCCAUGGAGAAACCCGUCGUACCUGCGCGCCCUCCACAGCCGCAAGGAUGGGCGGCGUAUUUAGCUGCAUCUAUCCUAGGAACAGGGGAGAGUGAGUAUCACGAUGGGGAUGAAGAAGAUGUCGAAGUGAUCGAUGGUAUAAAAGCUGAUCCUGGUGGCGGAGUGGGGGUUGGGGUCGAUUUUGGCGGUGGUCGUGAUGGCUGGAAAGACGUCAAGGUCGAGACUGUCGAGUGUGAGGUGCCUGUUAAGGUAUGGCCAGGAAAUACGGCUUUCAAAGCUUUGGACGUCGUGUUUACGGUAUAAGGUUCUUUUGGGGCGCGGAUUUCUUUCUUACCUGGAGGCUUGCGGAUAUUGUAACUGUAUUUAUCUACAUUAAGUUAUUGUGUACCUGGAUUUGCUUUCGCAUUCAAAGCGCCUUUCGAAUUUAGUCAUCCUGUGAUUCUGUCGGUAAAUUAUUGGCGGAACAGUUAAAAAUAGAACAUUUCUUUUUCAC